Messenger RNA from Papaver somniferum (opium poppy), 1642 nucleotides. Its product is annotated as GDSL esterase/lipase At5g03610-like. The transcript has 5 exons. Gene Ontology annotation, molecular function: hydrolase activity, acting on ester bonds. The record is from RefSeq and is a predicted model, not a curated record. The coding region runs from base 269 to 1405 and encodes 378 amino acids. NCBI's taxonomy places the organism in Eukaryota, Viridiplantae, Streptophyta, Magnoliopsida, Ranunculales, Papaveraceae.
GAAGAAAAACCAUCAGGGAUUAGGAAAGUUUGGUGGUAGUGGUGGUGGAGGUACAUGUGCCCCCCAAAACCAAAGCAGCUUUUCUAAAAAUCAGUCACAUAAUUCUUUAAUUAGAAAAGGUCACAAAUUCGGAAUCUCUCUUUACUUUUCUCUUCUUCCACCACUUAAAGUCUCACCCGUCUCUCCAAAUCUCACUCAAAUUCUCUCCUAGUACUGCGAGAGACACACACAUAGAGAAUUCCUCUGUUCUCAUCAUCAACCUCUAGCGAUGGCCAAUCAAAAGAAGCAGCAGCUAGAUGUUUUCUCAAUUGUUCUGUUGACCAUCUUCUUUGCUCUUCUAACAGGAGUAGCAAGUGCAUCAACUCACUCGCACCACCACAAGAAACACCAUAAUCACCACCAAAAGCAUCAUCAUGAGCAAUUGCAACAACAUAAUCAUGAUCAUAACGGGGGUUUGUCAAAGCUGUUUGUGUUUGGUGAUUCUUAUGUUGACACAGGAAACAACCAAAAAGCUGGUGGUGGUUCAUGGAGUUUUCCGUAUGGUAUAACGUUCCCCGGCAGACCAACUGGCCGUUACUCUGAUGGCCGUGUCUUUACUGAUUUCAUAGCAUCGUUCGUCGGAGUGAAGUCGCCGUUGCCAUUCAAAUUGAGGAAAUAUGGAAAGCCAUUGAUACCGCAUGGGAUGAACUUUGCCCACGGAGGUACAGGGGUGUUCAAUACAUUAGUUCCGGAACCAAAUAUGACUACCCAGAUUGAUACAUUUACACAAUUGUUGAAAGAUGGAUGGUACACGAAACAUGACCUUAAUCACUCUAUGGCGCUCCUCUCUGUUGCUGGCAAUGACUAUGGUACCUUUCUUUUCCGCAACGGCAGUGACAAGGAUUUGCCGGCUUUCAUUACAAAAGUGGUGACUCAAAUUGGGGUAAAUCUAGUGCAAGUGCAUGGAUUAGGAGUAAAGAAAGUGGUGGUAAUGGGUUUGCAGCCACUUGGAUGUCUUCCAAGUAAAACAGCACCUUUGGCAUAUCAAAAAUGCCAAGAAUCUCAAAACACAGCUGUGGGCUUUCACAAUUUGUUGUUGCAACAAGUUGUUGAAAAGCUCAAUAAUGAAACAACUGGUUCUCCAUUCCAUGUCCUUGAUCUCUACGCUCCUUUCAUGUCUGUUCUUGACAAACAAGGACCGAAACAAAAUUCAGGGCAUAAAUUCGAGAACCCGCUAAUGCCUUGUUGCUUAGGCAUAAGUGACAAAUAUAGCUGUGGGAGUGUUGAUAACAAAGGGGAGAAGAAGUAUACCAUCUGUGAGAACCCAAAAAGUGCCUUCUUCUGGGAUGGGGUACAUCCUACACAACAGGGUUGGAAAGCAGUGUACGCGGCUAUGCAACCGUCUCUUGACAAACUCUACUACUAAAUUGACAAGUGCUUCAACUAAACUUAAAAUGUCUUUUUUUUUUUUUUUUUUUUUUUUUUUUUUUUUUUUGUGCAUGAGUUGCGAUUGUAGUGAGGUUAUAUACUUUUUAUUUGUCAAGGUAUGAGUUGAAUUCAGAUUGUUUGCUCUUAGCCUUUUUCUAGGGCUUUUCAUUGUUAGUACUCCAUCACUCUGCAACAAUAAUAUAUAUGUAAAAUUUCAAAUUCAGACUGUUUUAUA